ACUCUCUCUCUCUCUCUCUCUUUCUCCAUCAUCCAACUUACGCCCACAACCCUUCUCGGCUUGCUCCUCCUUGGCGACUCUGCUUCUAUAAAGGCCCCCACCCUCCCUCCGCCCGUUUCUUUCCAAGUGCCCUCUCGUUUUCUUCCUAGUCUUCUAGAAGCAAAACCGCCGGGAUGCAGACCAAGAUCUUCGCCGUGGCCGUGGCCGCCCUCUCCAUGGCUUCGGUCCAGGGAGCCAUCACGCAGAGAGCCACCAUCGGCCCUAUCGUCCUCAUCACCCCCCAGAUCACCAUCAACCCGAACGAACUCACGCAGGCCACGUUCAACACCCUCCAACUCCUCCGCGACGACAUCCUCAAGACUGCUGAUGUUGUCAACCAGCUCACCACCAACAACAUCCUCAACAGGAUCUCCCAGGCUACCGCUGUGCUUACCCAGGCCACUGCCAACGUGGGCACCAUCGUGGCCAAGAUCACUGGGCUUCUCAAUAUCCUCAAUAACCCUCCCUCAACUACUCCUACUCUUCCCGGAGCUCCCUCAACGACUCCUACUCUUCCCGGGACUCCUUCAGUUCCCGCUCUCCCUGAUAUUGGCGGUGCUGCCGAAGACGUUGUCCGCGCGGCCCAGACUCUCGCUCGAGCAAUCACCGCUCAGAUCCAAACCCUCCAACAGCAGACCAACAGCAUCACCGGUAUCCUCCUGAAGCCCAUCUACUCCAUCACUCUGGCCGCCUUGCAGACCAUCCUCGCCAACGUAGGCACCAUCAGCAACAAUGCCCUGGGCACCGCGGCCACCGUCCUCCAGACCGUCAACGCGACCGCCGCAACCGUCGAGUCCAUUCUCGCGCGUGUCCAAAGUGCCCGGCUGAAGCUGAACCCCGUCCUGGUCAUCGGCCUCAACCCCGACAUCGUCUUCUAAACAUGGACAACUACUCUCAUUACACUCUUUGUCCCAGGAAAAACUCGGGGAGAGUGGGGACGCAGCGGCUUGGUUCCAGCACUAAGUAGGCAGGGCACCAGUCGACAACCAUAAUAACAACACACGAUGACCGAUGAGAUGAACUCUUGGUAUCAUUCCGCCUUUGGGAUAUGGGGGGGUGAGAUUGGACAAUAAUGAAUAAUCAAAUGACGACGGACGCGCUUCACUUCUUGAUGGAUGACCUUCCUAUCUUUAAUAU
This is a messenger RNA of Colletotrichum destructivum, 1176 nucleotides long. RefSeq lists its product as uncharacterized. The transcript has 3 exons. NCBI's taxonomy places the organism in Eukaryota, Fungi, Ascomycota, Sordariomycetes, Glomerellales, Glomerellaceae. The record is from RefSeq and is a predicted model, not a curated record. The coding region runs from base 174 to 917 and encodes 247 amino acids.